Molecule: messenger RNA, 1845 nt
Organism: Drosophila elegans
Lineage: Eukaryota; Metazoa; Arthropoda; Insecta; Diptera; Drosophilidae
Gene: ais
Product: probable ATP-dependent RNA helicase DDX52
Exons: 3
Coding region: 40-1812 (590 amino acids)
Biological process (GO): maturation of SSU-rRNA
Molecular function (GO): RNA helicase activity; nucleic acid binding; ATP binding
Source: RefSeq, a predicted model, not a curated record
UCGAAUCAAAACAAAUGCACGUGCGUUGUUUGUAGUAAAAUGGAUGAGCAUGAUAUAUUUAAAUUGAUUACGGCAGGCGUACGCUUUACCAAGAAGCCCAAGAAGGAAACACCUGCCAAACCGCAGCCACAGCACGCGAUUACCAAGAAAGAGGAGCCGGUGAAAAGAGUAAAGUCAGAAGAGGAGGAUGACCAGGACUCCACAGAAUUCCGCCUGCUGGCUGAAGGAUCCAGCAGUCAACCCAAACGCAAGAAGACCAAGGAAGGGAAGGCACCCUCCGCCAAAGAACUAGAGCUGCUCCAGGCCGCCGAUCAGGCGAACGAGACCAGGCGACAGUUCGGCAUCAGUGUGCUGGGCAAAAGGGUCGCCCCACCGGUGGCCAGCUUUGAGGCCCUCACCCGGGACUUCAAGCUGCUGCCGCGCCUGCAGCAGAACCUGCUGGCCCGCAACUUCGACCGGCCCACGCCCAUCCAGAUGCAGGCGCUGCCUGUGCUUCUCCAGCGCAGAGCUCUGAUGGCCUGUGCGCCCACCGGAUCUGGAAAAACGCUGGCCUUCCUCACGCCCAUCAUCGAUGGACUGAGGGCGCACAAAACCAGCGGUCUGAGGGCCUUGGUACUGGCCCCCACCCGCGAGUUGGCCCAGCAGAUCUACCGGGAAUGUGCGGAACUCACCCGCGAAACGGGCCUGCGCACCCACUUCAUCAGCAAGGUGAGCGAGGCGAAGCAGAAACACGGCGCCGAGUGCAAGCAGCGCUACGACAUCCUGGUCUCCACACCGAACCGCGUCAGAUUCCUCCUGCAGCAGGAGCCACCGCUGCUGGACUUGUCGCACGUCGAAUGGUUCGUUCUGGACGAGGCGGAUCGUCUAAUGGAGGAGGGCCAGAACAACUUCAAGGAGCAGUUGGACGUCAUUUACGCCGCCUGCUCGCAUCCGAACAAGUGCGUGGCCUUCUUUAGUGCCACCUACACGGUGCCAGUGGCCAAAUGGGCUCUGCGUCACCUCAAGAAUCUGGUGCGCAUCACCAUUGGAGUGCAAAACAGUGCCACGGAGACGGUGCAGCAGGAACUGCUGUUCGUGGGAUCCGAGGGCGGAAAACUAGUGGCCAUGCGGGAUCUGGUGCGUCAGGGCCUCCAGCCGCCGGUCCUCGUUUUCGUGCAGAGCAAGGAGCGCGCCAAGCAGCUGUUCGAGGAGCUGCUCUACGACGGCAUCAACGUGGACGUGAUCCACGCCGAGCGGAGCCAGCAUCAGCGUGACAACUGCGUGAGAGCCUUUCGCGAGGGCAGCAUUUGGGUGCUCAUCUGUACGGAGCUGAUGGGUCGAGGCAUUGACUUCAAGGGCGUCAAUCUGGUGAUCAACUACGACUUCCCGCCCACCACCAUCUCGUACAUCCAUCGGAUAGGAAGGACUGGACGCGCAGGACGUCCAGGUCGGGCCAUAACAUUCUUCACACAGGAGGACACAGCCAACUUACGAAGCAUUGCGCUCAUAAUUAAAAACUCGGGCGGCACCGUUCCGGAGUAUAUGUUACAAAUGAAAAAGGUUCGCAAAUCGGAAGCCAAAAUGCGAGCCAAGAAACCUAUAGAUCGCGAAGACAUAUCGACCAAGAUACGCCCGGAGACGAAAGGCGACGAGAUCCAUAAAUCCGCCAAACUGAAAAAAGUUGAAAAAACGGAAAAGGUUUUGAAAAAGCAUCAAGGCAACGAAAAAGAUUUAAAGCCGAAGCAGAAGAAGGUGGGCAAAAUCAAAGAAGACCUCAAGGCUGCUGGAAAAAAGAAAGGAAAAGCAUUCAAAGGAAAAGCAACUAAGGUGUAAUUUUAAAAUAAAUGCGUAAACUUUAAGAACGUU